Messenger RNA from Sinocyclocheilus anshuiensis, 2621 nucleotides. RefSeq lists its product as uncharacterized. The transcript has 12 exons. The coding region runs from base 235 to 2415 and encodes 726 amino acids. The record is from RefSeq and is a predicted model, not a curated record. Lineage: Eukaryota; Metazoa; Chordata; Actinopteri; Cypriniformes; Cyprinidae.
AGUUGAAUUAUGAAUAGCGGUCUGUUGCGCUUUGCUAUGGUCAGUCAGGUUUGUAAACAGAAUGCCCUUUUGAGCAUAUAAAUCACCAAUAAAUUCAUUAGUCAGUCACAGUCGGUAUAAAAAUCUCUUUGUUUAGUGGCUUUGUUAACCGUUAUCGCUGCCCAUCGGGUGAGUGCGUAAAUAUUCAUCGACAUUGUAUUCAGUCAUCGAAAUUUCGCUGGAAUCUGCAACAAUAUGAAGAGCACUUUCAGUACCGAGCUGUUUUUAUUACUGAUGUGCGGUGUGUUUGGUGCUGAAACAGAUGAAGUGAAGUCAGUGUCAGUGAUGAAGGGGGGUUCUGUCACUCUAAACGCUAAUCUCACUCAAAUACAGGAAAUUAAUAAGAUAGUGUGGAGGUUUGGAGUUAAAGGUCCAAUCAUUGCUGACAGUUCUGAAAAUGUUACCUUGUCAAAUAACACUGAGAUAUUCAGAUACCGACUGCAGCUGAAUAAUCAGAAUGGAUCUCUGACCAUCAAGAACAUGAGAACCAAACACUCUGGACUUUAUGAAGUACAGAUCAACCACAACACUGGGACCUCAUAUAAUAAGUUCAAUGUUACUGUUUUUGUACCAGGUCUGUCUCCGGGUGCUAUUGCAGGAAUAUGUGUUAUUGUUUUGCUGGUGCCUGCAGCUGCAGCUGCUGUUGUUUUUUACUAUCGCAACAGAAUCUGUGAUCUACAGCAUUUAAUGGGACAAGAACCAGAGAUCUCUGAACAAAUGUUAAAAGAGAGUGCUGCUGUGACAGAUGAAGACACGAUCACUGAACAACUGUGCAAAACAUAUGAAGAGAAGACGGUGUCAGUAAUGGAGGGAGAAUCUGUCACUCUAAAAAUUGAUGCUGAAAUACAGGGAGAUGAUCAGAUCCUGUGGACGUUUGGACCUCAAGAGACUCUCAUAGCUGAAAUCAAAAGCGAAACCAGAGAGAUCACUACCUUUGAUGGUACUGAUGGGAGAUUCAGAGACAAACUGAAACUAGACAAGACUGCAUCACUGACCAUCACAAACAUCACAGCUGAACACAAUGGAGUCUAUAAACUACAGACCAGCAGCAGCAGAGGAACCUCGUUCCAAAGAUUCAUUGUAACUGUCAGACUUGUGAUGAUUUCAGUGAUGGAGGGACAAUCAGUCACUUUAUACCCUGAUAAUACUGAAGCACAGAAAGAUGAUCUGAUUGUGUGGAUGUUUGGAGAUGAAAACAAUCUCAUUGCUCAAAUGACUGGAAAGACCAGAGCAACAUAUGAAGGUACUGAUGGGAUAUUCAGAGACAGAUUGAAGCUGGACAAGAGGACUGGAUCACUGACCAUCAGGAACAUGAGAACCGAACUAUCUGGACUUUACAAACUACAGAUGAGCAGCAGCAGCAAAGGAACCACAAACAAGAGAUUCAAAGUUGUAAUAAAUUUGAAUAACGUGUCAGUGAAGGAGGGAGAGUCUUUGAUUCUGAAGACUAAUUCUGAAAUACGGAAAAACGAUAAGAUACUGUGGCUGUUUGGAGAUGAAAACACUCUCAUAGCUGAAAUCAAAGAAGGGAAUGGAAAGAUCUCUACAUUUGACGGCGUCGAUGGGAGAUUUGGAGGCAGUCUGGGGCUAGACAUUAAUACUGGAUCCCUGACCAUUAGAAACAUCACAACUGAACACACUGGAGUUUAUACACAGAAGGUCAUCAGCAAAAAAGGGACCACAAUCAAGAGAAUCAAUGUUGCUGUGAGAGUGAAGAUGAUUUUAGGGGUGAAGGGCAAGAAUGUGACUCUAAACCCUGAUACCGAAACACAAAGAGAUGAUCUGUUCCUGUGGAUGUUUGGAGAGGAAAACAAUCUCAUUGCUCAGUUGACUGGAGAGACCAAAGAGACCACAUACGCUGAUGCCGAUGAGAGAUUCAGAGACAAACUACAGCUGGACAAGAACACUGGAUCUCUCACCAUCAAGAACAUCACAACCGGACCUUAUAAACUACAGAUCGUCAGCAGCAGAAGGACCUCGUACAGGAAAUUCAGAGUUUUCAUUUGUUGUGAGUCUGGUCCCAAGAUAGUUUCAGCGAUGGUGGGAGAAUUUUUAAUUCUAAUCACUGACUUUAACAUAGAAAAAGGUGAGCGGGUACAGUGGAGCUAUCAAGAUAAAACCCUAGCAGCUGGAAUGAAUGGGGACAUCAGUAAGACUUCAUAUGGUGAUGUGAGAUUCAGAGGCAGACUGGAGCUGCAUCAUCAAACCGGAUCUCUGACCAUCAAGAACACCAGUACCAGUGACACUGGAGUUUAUCAACUAAACUUCCUCAGUGGAUCUGGAAAGAACAUUUGCUGGGAAUUCAAUGUCACUGUCUCUGAUUCUACAAUGAAUAAAUCAGCAAUUGUAAUGAUGAAUGGAGAGGCUUCUGAUUAAGUGAAUAUGCAGCAGAUGACAAGUUUAGUUUGAUGAAGUAAGAUACACCCACCAGUGUCAAUCAUUCUGAAGUCAACAACUGAUUUUUAUGCACCUCUAGAAUACAUCCAAUGAAAGUGAGAAAUGAACCUGUGCACUUCUUAAACUUGUAAAAUGUAAAAUGUUUUUCAGACGAAUUAGAAAAUGUUUUGAUGAAGCUUUCUUAA